This is a messenger RNA of Aspergillus tanneri, 1146 nucleotides long. RefSeq lists its product as uncharacterized. The transcript has a single exon. Lineage: Eukaryota; Fungi; Ascomycota; Eurotiomycetes; Eurotiales; Aspergillaceae. The coding region runs from base 1 to 1146 and encodes 381 amino acids. The record is from RefSeq and is a predicted model, not a curated record.
AUGGAAUUCCUCCAGGAGCACGGCAUUAUCCAGGUGUAUCUGUUCCGUGGGGAUCUGCGUUGUCGCCGACAUGUGCAAUGUGACCAGAUUCCUCUGACAUUCUUUCCUACCCAGGUGCUGGAACUGGGACACGAUACGGCUCUCCUGGUAUACCGGAGUGAGGAAUCGGCCGCAGUCGGUGCAGACCUGGAUCGGCUUCAGCAAGCUGUGGAGGAAGGAGGCCCUCUGAUCCAGGUCAGGCCAUUGCAGAGCCCGCUUCGCCCAGAUAUGCUCGGGCUCAAUGAGUGCGCCAAAUGGCUCUCUUUUGAAAUUUAUCCUUCUGCGUUAGAUUGGUCAUCGGUAGGUCGACCACCUACGCCCAUCGUCCGCUUGAAGGCCGAGGCAUGUCGGUCGCUGCGAUAUGCCAUCGCAGUGUCAGGGGUGCCAUCCUGCUCGAUCAAUUUCGGGGAUUGGUACCUGGACGGCGGCCUUCAGGCACUGCCGAGGCUUCCUAGCACCCUGAAAGAGCUGGAAAUUGAAGGAUUGCGGGGUAUUUUUUCACGCCCUGCUCUACCCACCACCGUUCCUCAGUCAUCGACAUCCUAUCUAUGGGCACAGGACCUCUGCACGAAGUUCAGUUUUCUUCAACGAUUGAAGUUGACAAACUGCCACUGCUCACCGCCGGACAUUGCCAAUCUCCGGGAAUGGCUACCUAAUGUUUCUAUCGUUGAGAUACGCCGUGGACUACCAACGACCUUCACGGGCUUGCAGUCCGAGUGGGUUUACCAAAAGGGGCCUGUAGUCUCCGCUGAGCUCAUCUCUCGUUCGGCUUUACUCCAGCACCCAGAUCUAUCCCACAUCAUCGUUAACUCCCUGAAGACGAUCAUUGGGUGGUAUCUUAGAGGUCACCGCUACGAGUAUUGCUUACGGGUAUUACCGUGGGCGGCCUUGGCCGCGAAGCACAAAAAAGGGGACCUUGUUGCUCGUGUCGAGACAUAUUUCGCACAGUUUGCCAAUGAACAGCAGCAACUCCUGCAGUGUCUAUCCUGGUUAACGGAUUGCCAUUCCGAUUCCCUCUGCAGGUUGUUGGCAUAUUGGGCCCGUUUGCCACGGCGGAGGAUCCUGACACUGGGAUCUCAUGUGCUCCGGGAAUUCGAGCAGGCCUAG